AUGAGAAUUAAAAAAUCACCGAUUGAUUAUUUCAGAACAUGUCGUGAUGUAAGUGAUACUAAGGGACUAAAUGUUAAUUUAUUAAGUGGCGAGUCUUCUUUUGCUAAAAAAAAAGACAUUUUCAUGAAAUGUUCCAAUAAUAAAAUAAUAACACUUGGAGAAGAGAAAUGUGUUUCAACAUUCUUACGACACAUGAAAUUAACACAAGGCGAAGAAGAAUUUACUUUAAAAUGUGAUUGUGAAAAUGUAGCACAAAUUCGGGGGAAGAAAGUGUCAGAAUAG
This is a messenger RNA of Clunio marinus, 282 nucleotides long. Lineage: Eukaryota; Metazoa; Arthropoda; Insecta; Diptera; Chironomidae. The record is from the annotation of a GenBank genome assembly.